GAAAAUUAGGUUGUCGAAGUAAGCCCAAAGCCCUGCACUGGAAAAUGGACUUGCUCAAAUUCUGUGUUUAGUACAGAAGGACUUGAUCAAAAAUGUAAAACCAAGCGGUAGUAUAUGAAUUUGUUCAUCCAAAAUACUUAUUUCGAUGUGAACAUUGCCGGUAUGUUAGAGUUUGAAACACUCAAGAGUUGCAUGCGUGAAGUAGAGCAACAAUCCAACAGAAUGGACAAAAAGCAGUGCAAAGUACGAGUUGUGAUCCGAGUGCGCCCCCCUCUGUUGGAGAGCGAUAAAAGCAGUGUGAGCACAUCAAACAACCAUGUCACAAUCUUCAAUCAUAGAAAUGUCAAGGAAAACAUUCAAUAUGAGUUUUCCGCUGUGUAUGGCAGAGACAGCAGUCAGCAGCAGAUCUUCAGUGAAUGUGUGAAGCCUCUUCUGCCGAAAGCUCUCAGUGGGCAGAAUGUCUCCAUAUUUGCAUAUGGCCCCACUGGUGCAGGGAAAACUCAUACUAUGUUGGGAACACCCUUAAAUCCUGGUGUGAUUCCACGGGUUAUCAACGAGAUCUUCACCCAGAUAGAGGAAGAGAAGAAUGCGUGCAGUGAAUGGACAUACACGGUUUCAUUCUCUUACUUAGAGAUCUAUAAUGAAAAGGUUCAGGACCUGCUGGAGCCCUCUGGGUCAGACCUGCCCAUACGAGAGGAUGCAGACAAGAACAUUCUGAUUCCUGGCCUGGCCACAAAAGUCAUACACAACUUUAACGAGUUUAAGAACGUAUUUGGACCAGCAUCGAAUAACAGGACUGUGGCAGCCACAAAGCUGAAUGAGCACUCCAGUCGCAGCCACAGCAUUGUGCAGCUCACUGUGAAGAAACAAAAGCCGUGCCAGAUUUUACACGGGAAAAUCUACCUGAUUGAUCUCGCUGGUUCGGAGGAUAACAGGCGCACGGGUAACCAGGGCAUCAGGUUGAAAGAGAGUGGCGCCAUCAACAAGUCCCUGUUCGCCCUUGGAGAGGUCGUUGACGCCAUCAACAAUGGACUGCCAAGGGUCCCAUACCGCAACAGUAAGCUGACCAGACUACUGCAGGACUCUAUAGGAGGUAGCUGCCACUCUGUGAUGAUCACCAAUGUGGCCCCAGAGGAGCGCUACUACUAUGAUACAUAUUGUACUCUGAACCUCGCCACCAAGAGCAAGAAGAUCAUAAACAGCACGGUAGUCAGGGAGACAGUAGGAAUAGUUAAGCCUCAGCGUCAGGUAGUGAAAGUAUCACCAGUGAAGCGCAGUGGUCCGGAGAAGCCCAACAGAUUGGACAGCAGCACAGACUCCCUCGAUACCAGCGACCUGCCCUCACACUCCAUCAGCCCAUUGUUGAAGCGUCAAGAGGAAUGGGAGGUCCAGGUGAAUCAACGGCUCCAGCAACUUGAGACUAACAUCAUCUCCCAGGUGCAGGCCAUGAAACCCUCACAUCCAGGUGCCCAGACUCCGAAGACCAAGGCAAUCCAUGAUCUUCAGCGUCAGUUGGCGGAGAACCAUGCCCAGUUAAAGGCCCUAGCCAGUCAACACACCCUCCCCCAUUCCAUGAAACAGAAACUCCCCAAACCUCCGGGAAAGAACCUCACACAGUCGCUCACAGAUCAGACCAAUGUGAUAGCAGACACGCCGGACACUGGUGGACCGGUCCUGGGCAAACGGAAGAGGCAGGAGGAGUUCACCUGCUCACCCCUGUUUGCCCCACCCCCCAGGAUCAAGAAGAAGGGAUUUGUAUCGUCUGCGAGCGUGAAAGAUGGUAAGGAAAACAGUGAAGAAAGUGUUGUCAAGCCGGAGGACGCCCUGCUGCAUUCUUCUUCACAGGCUAAGCGCAAUGGAGAUUUUUGGGAGCUGUUGAACACAUCAUCAGUGAAAGGUCUGCAAGCCCUCCAGACUGUGGGAGCCAAACGGGCCAAAUUGAUCUUCGACUGGCGCGAAACAUAUGGGGCUUUCUCCAAGCCUGCAGAUUUGAUGAACAUACCAGGUUUUACUGAGAAAUAUUUCCAGAAACUCCUUCAUAGCAACUUUGUGACAACAUCAUAGCCCAAAAUAAAAAGUUGCUUCAUGUUCGGAGAAAAUGGCCUCUCCAGGGACAGGAACAUACUCGAGAUUACUUAGUGGGGAAGAUUACUUGACCCCAAUACACAUGCCAUUGGACAGUUUGACACAUCCAUGCUACAGUGUAACACACUCCGGGUACAGUGUGUGUGCAUGCGCAGGUCAUUACACUGAUCUCAAUUUUUCAAAUGUUUAAAAAAAAUGCAUACAUUUUGGUGGAUUAUGUUAUUAUUUGUAAACAAGCUAUAAGUUUUUUAACAUGUUGAAUGGCUGAAUUGUUGUGCUCAAGUCAUUUCACUCUGCACGUUGUUGCAGUCAGUGAUCAAAGGCUCAUGUUGUUUGCAUAUUUAUCUUAACCUAUGUUCUGUGCCAGCGUUUUUUAAUGGGAGGGAACUUAUGAAUUUUAUUGUCUUUAAAGCGUUAACAUUUUAUCACCUGGUAAUUUUAUUCCUACGAUUUUAAAAGUGUUUUUCAUGUAUGUCUCUCAGUGUCUGUACAUGUGUGUCUAUCAAUUCUGUAUUACCGGUAACUAUGCUCUGUAUAAGGAUUCUGCGAUCUAGUAUAUUGAAUAAAAUUUAAA
Molecule: messenger RNA, 2659 nt
Organism: Mya arenaria
Lineage: Eukaryota; Metazoa; Mollusca; Bivalvia; Myida; Myidae
Product: kinesin-like protein KIF22-B
Exons: 17
Coding region: 115-2064 (649 amino acids)
Biological process (GO): microtubule-based movement; mitotic spindle organization
Molecular function (GO): microtubule binding; microtubule motor activity; ATP binding
Source: RefSeq, a predicted model, not a curated record